Rhagoletis zephyria (snowberry fruit fly) is the source of this 1757-nucleotide messenger RNA. It is a transcript of the gene Cyp6d5, whose product is annotated as Cytochrome P450 6d5. The record is from RefSeq and is a predicted model, not a curated record. Lineage: Eukaryota; Metazoa; Arthropoda; Insecta; Diptera; Tephritidae. Gene Ontology annotation, molecular function: heme binding; monooxygenase activity; iron ion binding.
UUAUAUACUCGUAUAAAAUGUAGCAAAUUAGAGCAUAGACGGUCAGUUUCUACUGCGCUUUGCUUCUAAUUAAAUCAGUGACUCCUGCAAAGUUAUUUCGCUGCAUUCAAUAUGUUUCUUCUGCUAUUAAUUGCCGCUUGUACGCUCGCAUUUUUCUACAUCAAAUGGAAUUACACAUACUGGCAACGCAAGGGCUUCCCUUAUUACGAGCCCAAAAUCCCGUUUGCUGUACUCGACAAAGUUUUUAAGCGCGAAGCUUCCUUAGGCAUUGCUGUCUACGAUGUCUAUCGCACUACCAAGGACAAAGUGCUCGGCAUUUACCUUAUGACACGUCCUGCCUUGCUUGUGCGCGAUGCUCAGCUGGUGAAGAAUAUAUUAGUAAGGGAUUUUGACAGCUUUCACGAUCGCGGUGUGCAUGUGGACGAUGAAAAGGAUCCACAAUCAAGUGGUGGUCUUUUCUUUUUGAAAGGGCAGGAUUGGAAAAGCUUACGCGUCACAAUGACUCCUUUAUUCACAUCGGGCAAAUUGAAGGCGAUGUUUGGUACGGUGGAAGAUGUUGGUGAUAAAAUGGUAAACUAUUUAAAUGGACAACUGCCGGACGAGGGUGCUAAGGAAGUGGAAUUGAAGAAACUAAUGAGCACCUAUGCCAUAGACAUAAUCGCCUCAGUGUUUUUUGGGCUGGAAGUAAACAGCUUUGUGGAGCCAAAUAAUGUUAUGCUGAAUGUUAGCCGCAAAAUCAAUGAACCCACAUUUGGAAGUGUGGUGCGGGGAACUUGCCAAUUUUUAUAUCCUGGCUUGGAGAAGCUGUUCAUACGUUUCGGCUGGCGUGAGGAGGCACCGAAUAUGAUGAGGGAGAUCGUACAACGCACCAUACAAAUGCGCGAAGAGCAAAAUAUCUCACGCAAAGAUAUGCUCCAGCUGCUAAUGCAACUGCGCAACAAAGGGCAAAUUAACGAUGACGACAAUGACUGGUCCGCAAAAGCUGGAAAGGAUGGGCCAAAGCACAUGUCCAUCGAAAUCAUUGCCUCCAAUUUGUUCCUCUUUUAUGUGGCGGGUUAUGAGACAACCGCUUCCACUGUUGCCUUUACCGCCUUUGAGCUGGCGCAAUAUCCAGAAGUGUUGGAAAAGGCACAGCGCGAUGUUAGAGAGGUGUUGGAAAAACAUGGCAAUAAGUUCUCAUAUGACGCGAUACAGGAUAUGAAAUACUUGGAUUUGUGCAUAAUGGAAACCACACGCAAGUACCCAGCUUUGCCAAUUCUCAAUCGACAGUGCACCCAGGACUAUCCAAUUCCAAAUAGCGAUCUGGUGAUCAAAAAGGGUACACCCAUUAUUAUUCCGUUAUUGGGAUUGCAUCGCGAUGCACAAUAUUUCCCUGACCCUAUGCGUUGGGAUCCUGAGCGAUUCGAGAAAAAAGAAUACGAUGCCACUGCAUUUAUGCCAUUUGGCGAAGGCCCAAGGCAUUGUAUUGCACAACGCAUGGGCAGAGUAAACGCCAAAGUUGCCUUAGCGAAGCUUCUGCUCAAUUUCAAUAUCGAAUUAAAUCCAGUUCGUAAAGAGAUAGAAAUUGCUAACUUCGGCAUACCCAUCCAGGCCAAAGGUGGCGUAAAUGUGCGUCUAUCGAAACGGAAAGCAUCGCAGGUCGCAUAACUUAAACUUUUUAAGAUACAUAGAUAUGUAGAUAUGUUCCUUAAAGCAACUGUUUUUUCUUUUACUUAAACAAAUAAAUAUAAGUAUGUGAAUCUUUGUAAGAUACUUUA